AUGGACAGGCUCCUUGGUGAUAUCGCCUUUCCCCCUUCUCUUGGGCCGUAUCCAGUAGUGUUGGCCAUGAUUCUGAUUUGGGCUUUGGGUAGCGGGAGAGCUCGGCAGCUGGCGCUUCCUGGGUUCGCCGACGAGGAUGUACUGGUGGAGCUUCAGGGAGACCAAAUGCUGCAGGUGAGGUUGGAGAGCGGCAAUUUCAUGAGCAGGUUCAGGGUCCCUGAGGAUGCAGACCUCCAACAUUUGAAGGCCUCCGUGAACCACGGGGUUCUGCUCGUCACCGUUCCCAAACGUCAAUCCGCUCUCCCUAACGUCAGGGUUCUUGAAAUUGAAGGCGGUGACUGA
This is a messenger RNA of Prosopis cineraria, 342 nucleotides long. RefSeq names its product 17.5 kDa class I heat shock protein-like. NCBI's taxonomy places the organism in Eukaryota, Viridiplantae, Streptophyta, Magnoliopsida, Fabales, Fabaceae. Gene Ontology annotation, biological process: response to hydrogen peroxide; protein folding; response to salt stress. The coding region runs from base 1 to 342 and encodes 113 amino acids. The transcript has a single exon. The record is from RefSeq and is a predicted model, not a curated record.